AAUAGUUAUCGUUAUCGGGAACCGCUUCAAACGUGUGGUUGGUUGUUAUUUAUUCCAAUAAUAAAUACUCAUUCGAGCCGGAAUGAAAUUUGCAAUCGAGAGUAUUAGCAAGAAUUCUGGUCGACUAGGUCAACUGCGAAUCAGGGAUGGAGGACCCGAGUUCAAGACUCCCCUUCUUUUGCAGACGACUAAGGGCGGAAGCAUUCCGUGGCUGAGUGCGGAUGUUUUCGAGACUCAUGUCAGCCGGAAGCCACAGGUGCUCCAAUUCACACUGUCCACAAUGGAACAAAUGACCGAGGCACUUACGCAUUGGAACAGUGGUGGGGGUCGCGGACUGAGCGACUACGUAGGACUACCAGGACAUCUAAAUAUUCUCCUGCUACGAGAUCCCUGUGAAACAACGCCUUCCGGAGGUAACGACAGGGAUAUACUGCCGUUGUUUACGAGAAGGGGCAAGGAAUCGCUCUCUUCGGAGCGCUACAUGGAAAUAGUAGCAAGUUUCAAGCCGGACAUGUAUGAGGGACUCUGCGAUGCGGACACAAAUUUAGAGAGUGCCAAGAAGCGGGUUCAGAAAUCGGUUGACAGGACAGAGAAGUUUAUGCAAUACAUCUACGAGCACCGGGGCAAGGUGAAUUCCACUCUGCUAGCUCCCAUUGUGGGCGGAUACAACACCUUUGCUCGGACGCAGUCCAUUAAACAUGCCCGGGAACAGCCAGCGGGAAGCUAUGGAGGUUACAUCUUCGAGGGUUUCCACGCGAAUGGUCUAUCAGCGACCACUUUGGACACUUCCAAACUACUGCCAAUAGUAGAGCACUGCGUCAAGCAGCUGGAGGAGGACAAGCCUAAGAUAUUGCCGGGUGCAUACACGCCCCUAACCGUUCUGGAACUAAUCCAACAAGGAAUCGAUGUGUUUGACACUUCCUACGCAUAUUGUGCUUCUCUAAACUUCAAGGCUUUGUCAUUUAGUUUUGUGCAGGAUGCAGUGGAGCAUGUGCCUUUCUUGGACAUAACCGACGAAGCUAUCAAGGAGGAUUUUACUCCGCCGCUGAGCAACUGCAAUUGCUUGACUUGCCAGAAACACACGCGUGCCUACCUUCACCACCUGUACAAGACCAACGAACUAUUAGGUCCCAUCUUACUGAUGGUUCACAACCUUUAUCACUACAUGGCUUUCUUUGAAAAAAUUCGUGAGAGUGUGGCUAAAGAUACGCUUCCACAGCUGACGGAGCUCGUAAGAAAUCAGAAUGGGAAAACACAGGUGGAUUAUUCCAUCGCAGCCAAUACCAAAGUAAUUAGCAAGGCCACUAUGGGGAAAGGAUUCGCUGCGGCAGCAGUAUGACAUGAGCAACCAAUUAAACGCUAAACUAAGUCU
This is a messenger RNA of Drosophila melanogaster (fruit fly), 1372 nucleotides long. RefSeq lists its product as uncharacterized. The record is from RefSeq and is marked reviewed. The coding region runs from base 83 to 1339 and encodes 418 amino acids. Gene Ontology annotation, molecular function: tRNA-guanosine(34) queuine transglycosylase activity. Lineage: Eukaryota; Metazoa; Arthropoda; Insecta; Diptera; Drosophilidae. The transcript is spliced from 2 exons. Gene Ontology annotation, biological process: tRNA modification; tRNA wobble guanine modification. Gene Ontology annotation, cellular component: cytoplasm.